AUGAGUAAAGAAAAAAUUAAUGACAUUGAACUUGUGAAGAAUAUUGUUAAAAACACUGAAUUUCAAGCCAUUAAAACACGAUUAUCGUAUAUUAAUCGUUUAUUUCCGAACCUUUGUCCAAAUGGAGAGUGUAUUUUAUUUUGUUUCGUCAAACCACAUGAUUUAAAAGAAGUUAUUAAAAAUGAAAAUAAGAGCAACGAUUCUUUAGCUUUAGAUGUAACAGGAUCUCCUUUAUCGCAUUCAUUCGGUGACGACAGCUUCAAUGUAACAAUAACACCACCAAAAAAAAAUUGGUAUAAAGAUGAGGAGAAACAUAUACCUAUGGACAGGCGUACUGCAGCAGAAUUAAUAAAUAUUGCUCAAGAAAAAUUGGACGCUGAAACAUGGACACUGCCUGUGUUUUCUUUAUGCGAUCCAUCCGACCCGAGAGAAAAUGAUUACGAAAGAGUCGUAUUGAUAGGUACUGCAUUCGAUAGUCAGUAUUUCAUACCUAUCAGAGUUUGUUUGCCGGCUAUGACUUCGUUGGAACACAUUCGAUAUGGUUUUUCUCAGCUGCUGAGACAGCACUUGGACGAGUCGUGGUCUUCUCUUAAAGUUGACGUCAAGAUUACAAGUACUUAUGAAUUAUGUGGGACUAGUUUUGAAAUGAUUGAUAAAAAAGAUCAGUCAAUUGAUGAAUUCAAAGGCUACUUGAAAGUUGAGGCUACUUGGGAUGAUUUGACAUUUUUACCACCACCUACUGCUCUAUCUAAUAAAUUAUUUGCCGAAAUAAUUAGUGGCUCAAAAGCGAGUCCAUUGUGCGAUUUAUGGGAUCAGAUAGUCUUGCUUGAUAAAUAUUUGACAAUGGUUCAAACAUAUCAUGAAAAGCAUUUGAGUUCGAGAUACAGUGUCAAGCCCUUAAUUUUCCCAAAAGAUUUUAAUAAUCCUUACUCUCAGGGCGAUGAUGUUAUGAAACAAUUGAAAAGAUUAUUGAGUGGAGAUGAUCCAUUUGAGAAUGAUGAAGCUACUGAGACCAUACCGAUGUCCAAAGAGAACGAAGGGACAACUAAAUUGAUUGAUUUUAUUAAAGAAUUGCCGAAAAGAGAAAAUCUUGAUUUUACUGAUAAAUUCUGGCAGAUUAUCAGAGCUGCAGAUAAUUAUGUUCUUAUAACCGAUUGUGUUUAUGCAAUUUUUGAAGCCAUGAGUGAAAAAAAUUUCAAACCUCAGUUAAAUAGUAUGGAUGAAACAAGAUUCGCUAUGAUGGUCUCAGAGCUAGAUGGUGAGAAUAAAAAAUUUUCCAUACACGCUGGCACUCUAUCCUUGGAACUGGUGAUAGACAUGGGAAUAGAAAAACUCAGUCGAGAUUAUUUAUACUUGAUAUCUAAUAUGAGUCUUUUGGAAAUGUCUGACCUACAGAAACUUAUAACUAAUGUGUCGAAUGAAGAAUUCAAACUCGACAAUUAUCGAAAUAAACUGAAAGCUUUGGCACAAAUUCAUAUGAGUUUGGAAUUCCUGCAACUGAUCCAAAGUCAAAUUGACUGUCGCUGUGAAGUUUCUCAUUCUAUUUUUGAAACAAUCUUCAACACCUACAGUGGUCCAAAUUCACCGCUCAAGUACUCGGAUUUGGAAAAUCCUAAAGUUUAUACCAUCAGUAUGCCCGCUCCGUUGCAAAUUAUUUCAGAAAUAACUAAUAAAGAGCCUUUCUCAUGGAUGAGUACACUUACUACGGAAAAGAAAGAUGAAAAAUGGACCACCGUAAAUUGCUACAGUCGCAUUCCAAUGUUUCCACCAAAUAUUUAUGUACCAGGAGAACUUGAAAAAGGUCAAAUGGAAUUAGGAGAUACUUAUUAUGUUACUUAUGCCAAAAUUCAUUAUAUGAGAUGUUCUUAA
Molecule: messenger RNA, 1869 nt
Organism: Cotesia congregata
Lineage: Eukaryota; Metazoa; Arthropoda; Insecta; Hymenoptera; Braconidae
Source: the annotation of a GenBank genome assembly